GAUUGAACACGAGGAUCUAUUCACGCGAAGGUUAUUUAAUUUAAGGACUUGAGUACACGUUGAUUUUACGCGAAGUUAAUCAUUUUCAUAAAUGUUUAAAUAUUCCUUGACACGUCGCGUGGGGCACAGAUUUGCAGCGAAAUUACUAGCGGAAAUGAUAGGCAUCCCGAAUGUUCGGAAUUUCUUGAUGGACACCGGCUACUACAUUCUUCAUUUCACGAAGGUUCUCAUCAACGACAAAGAUUUGUUCAUGCAGGAAUUCUCCUCUUUGAUAUUGGCAGAAAUAUCGAACGAUAUGUUCGGAGCAGCACAAUUAUUAAAGGAGUGCCCGCACAUGAAUUUUUUGUUCGAAAGAUUCCAAUCACCUGACCCGGAUGUUAAAAGGAACAACUUACAGAUUAUGUACAAUAUAUUACAAGAUCCUAUCGGAGCAAUAGCGAUCAUAAACACAAAGAAUUUUAACCUGAACCUUAUCUAUGACCUCUAUGACUCACCUUAUCCCGAGAUCCAAAGGCUUGCUCUAAAGAUCGUGGCUGAUUUGGUCAGCAGAAACCAAGAUGAUAGCAUGCAGGAUAAUUUUAGAAGAUCAAACGGUCUCCAAGCUUUGAUGAAGUUUUUAGAUGCACUCUACUCUUAUGGUAUUAUAGAUCAUUUAGUGCACACGGUGCAGGGCAAUAUGCAAGCAAGCGUGUAUGAGAUCAGCUGCCAUGGGAUUGGUAUGAUGGCGUUAUAUGCUGAAGCUGCUAAAGAACUAACCGAUAGCAAUUGCAUGAAGAAUAUUUUAGACAUCCUGAAAACAGAGACUUUCAAGUGGACUGUUAGGCAAGCAGCCAUGUUCGCUUUGACCCAGCUGCUUAAAUGUGACAUACAAAAUUGUCAUGAUUUCUUGGACAUUCAGGGACAAAAUUACCUCAUAUGGCUGAUGAAGCAAACUGUAGAGAAGGUGCCUAUAGAGAUCCUGAUUGGGGCUGUCGAGUGCUUAACAACAAUAGCAAAGAAUCAGUCUUUACGAAGUUCCAUUAUUAGCACUGACGUGAUUGAUGUGAUAUGCACAUCCUUCGAGCUGACGUGUCCUAUAACGACCGAUUACAAGAUCGCCUGUUGCAAUGCUCUUUCUGUACUGUGCAUGGACAACGUUGGAAGAUCCGCUUUUCUGAAGGUCCACGGGCCAAGCAGAUUGUACAAUCUAUUAUGCGACGUUCGGUCGAUUCCAAUAAGGAACGCAGCCGCUCAGAUUGUUCAAUUGUUAUGCGUGGAUCCGGUUCUGGCUGACGCUUUCGUGCAGGCCAGAUAUUUAAAUUAG
Messenger RNA from Dufourea novaeangliae, 1303 nucleotides. Its product is annotated as armadillo repeat-containing protein 3-like. The transcript is spliced from 6 exons. The record is from RefSeq and is a predicted model, not a curated record. The coding region runs from base 92 to 1303 and encodes 403 amino acids. NCBI's taxonomy places the organism in Eukaryota, Metazoa, Arthropoda, Insecta, Hymenoptera, Halictidae.